UUUAUAAAUAAAUAUAAAGAAAGAGUCAAUCUAAAAAUUUUAAUACUUUUAAAGAUUAUUUUAUAUUUAUAAGGUAAUUAUUUUUUUUGAUUUUUAUAUUUUUUUUGAUUAAUUAAGAAAACUAUAAAAAUUGAAUAAGGUAUCAAUAAUUUAAUCAAAUAUGUAGUAGACUACUAGUUAAGGAAUAAAUAAUGUUAGUUAAAGCAAAAUAAAAAAUUAAGAAAACAUUUUAGAGAUAAAUUAAUAGCAUUUGCUAAAUGAGAGAAGUGAUAUGAAGUAAGAAAAAAAAAAGAAGAAAAAGCUAGAUAUAUUUACCUUAAAAUAUGUUAAUGAAGAGAUCAAUAAUAGAUACAAAAAUGAACAACACAAAAUCAAGCAGCAAACUUUAAAAUUAGUAUUAUUUUAUCAAGUGAUAAUAAAUAUUAUUUAUAUGAUUAUUUCGAUCACAAAUAUGUAGUAAAAAAUAGGAGAAAUCCUCUCAUAUGGGAUUUUUAUCUUUUUAUUUAUUCUACUAAUUAUAUAUAUGAAUGUUUUCAAAAAAAUGUCUUAAGUAAAUGAUUUGCUCUUUAUAAUUUUACUAGCUUAUAUUAUUAUAACUAAUGCUGUUUCUUACAAUACUCAGUAAUCAAGGAGGAUAGAUAUUUCUUUUCUCCAUAUUUUUCCUAUUUUUUUUGUCCUAGAUAAUUGGAUUAAAAGUAGUUUUCUUCUAUUGGCUAGUAUACUAAAUGAAUAUUCAUUUCAUUCUAACCUAUUUGAGUAAGAUAAGAUUCCACUGAUUAUUAUUUUUCCAGUCUUUUUAGCUAUUGUUUAUCUCAAUUAAAAAAAAAGUAAGCUCUUGUUUUAUGAUUAUUUUUACCAGUAAAAAACUUUAGCAGCUUCACAAAAGCUCCUUGAACAUACAUUACCAUGUUCAGUAAUUGUCCUAAGCAGUAAUGAAGAAUUUGACAAUAGUCCUUUUAAUAAACAUUUUUUAACUAAGCUAAAAUCUGAAUAACAUAUUGAUGCUAAUACAGAAAAAGAGUUUUAAUAGUAUAAUCUGAAUAAUAUAUUUAAUCGACCUUCUGUAAAUUCUUUUUAGAGAUAAGGAUUCUAAAAAAACUCAAUCAAAUUAAAAAAAUCGCAUUCUUAACUUGGACAGUUGCACAUGGGUAAAGAUAAAUCCAUAUCUUAAAAUAAAAAACAAUUAAAAUUUGAGAUAAAUAAUAAUAUUUUUACUUAGAGUAAUCACUAAGAUAUGAAAGAUAACUUAGAAAAUUAACAAAUAUCGGAAGACUUAUAAUAGAUUUAAUUAAAACUAUUUAAAAAUGACUAAAGUCCUCAUGAUUGCAACAUUUAAGCAUCUUACAUCAAUCCUUAAUCUUAAGUUUAAAAUGAUGGAAUUAAUAAUAAUAUAUAGAUUAAUUUUAAUAACGAAUUAAAUGAUAAUAAUAAUAAUAAUAAUAACAACAACCAAAUAAUAAGUGAUAUUAAUUACAUCAAUAAUGGUGGUAAUCCAUAAGUAAACAAUAAUAACUAUAAUUAUGUUAAUAGUAAAAAUUCUAGUCAUACAAUAAAUAAAAAUCAUUUUAACAAUAAUUUAAAUUCAAUAACAAAUUAUAUUAAUUCUAAAACAAAUAUUAAUGAAAACGUUGUUUUGAAUACUUUAAAUCGCUUACCUUCUAAAAAAAAUAGCUAAAUCUAGUCAUCAUAAUAAUAAAUUUAACUAAAAGUCAAUUUUGUAAAUAACACUUGCUUGAAUACUUUUAGAAUAAAGAAAAAUGAAUAAUCAGGUGGAGAUGAAAAUUUUGGAAGGAAAGAUUUUAUUAGGUAAGAUUUUUAAGAGCCAGAGGAGUUGCAGCAUGAAAUUUUUAACUUACUUUCUUUAAUAGAAGUUUAAACAAGUGAAUACAGCAUGAAUAAAAGCAAUAUGCAGUAAUUUGGAAUUAAGCAGAAUCUAAGUUAGUUCAUGUUAGGAAAUUCUGUUUAUAAUUAGAACAUAUAUGGGAUGCCAAUUAAUGAUUUCAGUGAGAAUAUUAAUUCGCUUGUAAAUAGUAAAAAGAUAAUAAUAUCUACUUCUUUACUAGAUAUCAUUAACUAAAAAUACAAUUUGCUUCAUUAAAAAUAUAUCCAUUAAAAAUGCUGCAACAAUGACCACUAUAAUUAAAAAGUCAAUCAAGACAAUCAAAAAUUAAAAAAUAAUUGCACAGCUAAAUGCUUUCAAGCUGAAGAUAAAUACAAAAAUAUUGACCUAGAAAAAGAGGAUGUUUUUAUUAAUUGUGUGUAUAAAAACUAGAAAAACGCUAAGGCUUUAGAUAUACAUAUCGUUGAAUUUCAGUGGAUUGAUGAGCCUGCUAUUAUGAUUGUAAUGACAGAUAUUUCUCAGUAAGUAAGAGCAAGGAGAUUAUAAGAUUUAGAUUCUUACAAAAACGAAUUACUUGCUACUGUUACUCACGACUUAAAAACUCCUCUAAAUGGAAUGCUUUCUAUUUUAGAAGUUGCCUAAGAAUUGACAGAUAUCCAUGAAAUUAAAAAUUUAAUUCAAAUAGUACACAAAAAUGGUAUUUUGCUAAACUUUUUAAUUAUGGAUAUCUUAGAUUAUAGUGCCAUUAUUAAAGGAGAAAUGAGAUUAAUUUAAUAAAAAUUUGAUAUUGAAGAUAUUUUACAUGAUAUUAAUGAUUUGAUAGGAUUUUAAGCUUAGCAAAAGAACCUUAAAUUUAACAUUUAAAAUCAUCUUUCACGCCAAGAUCGAGUGAUUGAAAAUGAUGGAAGAAGGAUAAAGCAAAUUUUGUUAAACUUAACAUCUAAUGCCUUAAAAUUUACCUUUGUGGGAGAAAUUGUAAUUGUAAUAAAAAAAGAAAUUUUAACUGAUGACUUAAUUAAAAUUACAGUAAAAGAUACUGGAGUUGGAAUUCCAGAUACUCUAAAGCCUAAGCUUUUUAAGUUGUAUGGUACAUAUGAUCACAAUAAUGGAUCAAAUAAACAUGGUGUAGGUUUGGGUUUAGUAAUCACUAAAAAAUUAGCAUCCUAAGUGGGUCCUAAAGAUUCCUUAAGAUUUUAAAGCAAGGAAAAAAUAGGAACUGAAUUUUCUUUUCAUAUUUACAGAAAUUUGAAAUCUAAAUCAACAAAUCAAAAAAAUUAAAUAUAUGAUUCUCCAACUAGCAUUUCUAAAUUAAAUAAAAACUAAUCGAAUAUAUCUUUGAACCCAACAACAACAGAUAAGCUUCAAUCCAAUUUUGAAUAAUAGAUUUUAUCACAUAAAAAAGAAAGGCCCUUCUAGUUUAAAGAAAAUGAAUAUUUAGAAAGCUCUCCUUUAUCAAAUCCACUUUCAAAUGAUUAGAAUAUUUUAAGUGUUUAAAGAUAACAAUCCGAUAUCAAAAAUUCUUAGAUAAUAAACACAAACGAAAAUUUUGAUACAGAAGUUCCUUUUAUAACUCCUAGAUUAUAAUAGUUUAACAAUUACCUUUAGUUAAAUAGUCCUAACUAAUUCUAAAAGUCAAAAUACUCUCAUUUCAUGCAAUAUUAAUUAGCUAAUUCUUUGAAUAUUAAAGAAGAGGUAGACACAAAAAAUUAGCAAAAUAGCUCAAGACGUAUUUCAGAAGAAUUGAAUAAAAAUAACAAUAACUUAGAUACUUGUGUAAAAGUUACUGAAAGUUUUGAAGGUAAAGAAAAUUCUAAUUAAGAAGACUUAGAUAAAAUACCAACAACUAAUAGUAAUUUUGAAGAAAAAGACCAAGAAAAUAUUUAAGAUAUAUAAAACACAUAAAACUAUGAUCAGCAAGAGUAAUAAUUAAAUAAAAAAUUUACUAUCAAUAAAAACAGAAGGACAAAAAGCAGCUUUAGUUAGCUUCAAGAUAUUAAAGAAUUUAAAGAUGGUGAAGUUAUGAAUAUACCUAGAUGCUAGUAAGGAAAUCAAAAUUCACUUGAAUUAAUUUAGUUACCUCCUUCUUUAUAAUUUACUAUGCCUACCAGAGUAUUAAUAGUGGACGACACUUACUUCAAUAUAAUUGCUCUCAAAUUAAUGCUCAAAAGCAUAAAAAACUUAACUAUAGAAGAAGCCUAUAAUGGCUAGUAAGCCUUAGAUAUACUAAACUAAGCUAAGUUAUCAUAUUAAAAAGGUUAAAGAAAAAUCGAAGAUUUAUUUUAAAUCAUUUUUAUGGACAUAAAUAUGCCAAUUAUGGAUGGAAUUGAGUGCACUGUAAACAUUAGAAAAGAUCCAUUUUAUUAAGACGUUAAAAUUAUUGCAGUUACAGCAUAUUCUUCUGCAUCUGAAUCCUAAAAAUGUUUUGAUGCUGGUAUGGAUGCACACAUUUGUAAGCCUAUUAGUAGAUCUGAUUGUUUUUCUGUAUUAUUAAAUUUAAAUUAAUAGUGAAAUGAGUUAAUAGUGGUUAAUUUUAUUCUUAAAGUAUUUAUAUUUCCAU
Tetrahymena thermophila SB210 is the source of this 4397-nucleotide messenger RNA. Its product is annotated as ATPase, histidine kinase-, DNA gyrase B. NCBI's taxonomy places the organism in Eukaryota, Ciliophora, Oligohymenophorea, Hymenostomatida, Tetrahymenidae. The record is from RefSeq and is a predicted model, not a curated record. The transcript has 4 exons. Gene Ontology annotation, molecular function: phosphorelay sensor kinase activity. Gene Ontology annotation, biological process: phosphorylation; phosphorelay signal transduction system.